CACCCUCACAUCACAUCGCGCCGGUCAGUGGUCACUCGCGCCGUAAUCACACACGCCCUCCGUAACACUCGUGCGAGGCGCGGAAGCCACGAGAAGCCGAGAGCACGCGCGCGCGCACGCGACGCCAACCGACGCGCCUCCCCCACGUUUCCAGGGCGCUCGCCCGGCCCCCUCUGCUCUGACCUGCCAGCCAAACCAACCACCGCCCCGCGCCGGUCCGGAAGCCUCCGACCAGGACGGGGACGGAGCGGCGAUGGCCGGGAGGACGGCCUAGGCGGGGGAGCGGCGAGCGCAUGGCGUCGUCGAGGGUGAUGGCGUCGUCGUCGUCGUCGUCGUCUAAGCCGCCGUCGCACACGGCGUCGGAUCUCGCGCGCUUCGCGCAGGCCGCGGGGAGGCCCGGCGGCGGGGGCGGCAGCGGGAUGGGGUCCAUGAACGUGGAGGAGCUGCUCCGCGGCAUCUACGGCGACGCCCCCACGCCGGCGCCCGACCGGCAGGCGUCGCCCGUUAUCCCGCCCGUGGCGGCGCCGCGGCAGCAGGCGGCCCCGCGGCGGACGGCGGACGAGGUGUGGAGGGAGAUCACCGGCGGCAGCGGCGGGGAGGAGGAGGAGGCCCCGGCCACGGCUGGCGGGGCCGGGGAGAUGACGCUGGAGGACUUCCUGGCGAGGGAGGAGGGCGCCGCCGUCAGGGGCCCCGGCCCUUCCGCGGCGCCGGAGGAGCAGGCGGCGAUGCCGACGAUGGCGCUUCUCGGCGGGGCGGAGGGCGCGCGGGGCGGCGGGAGGGGGAGGAAGCGGCAGCUCAUGGACCCCAUGGACCGCGCCGCGAUGCAGCGGCAGAAGCGGAUGAUCAAGAACCGCGAGUCCGCGGCGAGGUCGCGAGAGAGGAAGCAGGCCUACAUAGCCGAGCUCGAGUCUUUGGUCACGCAGCUCGAAGAGGAGAACGCCCACCUGUCCAAAGAUCAGGAGGAGACAAACCAGAGGCGGCUUAAAGAGCUCAAGGAAAAAGUGACUCCAGUCAUCAUUGCAAAAACGCCGUCGCAAGAUCUUAGAAGAACAAACUCAAUGGAGUGGUAGACAUGAGCCAAGCUCAACAGCCAUCCCCUUACAACUAUAUAGAUUUUGAUUUGUUUGCCUGCCAUUCUUCUGUUUACUGGACUUAACUCAGUUGUUGUAACUUAGUAGAAAUAGCAUAAACAACUUAAAUGGAAUCAUAAUGUGUAGAGCGGAAGGCUGCAUUUGAGCAAAAAGGAGUCGCAUCAGCAGCUUAUAUUC
Molecule: messenger RNA, 1268 nt
Organism: Triticum urartu
Lineage: Eukaryota; Viridiplantae; Streptophyta; Magnoliopsida; Poales; Poaceae
Product: bZIP transcription factor 12
Biological process (GO): positive regulation of DNA-templated transcription
Cellular component (GO): nucleus
Molecular function (GO): DNA-binding transcription factor activity
Source: RefSeq, a predicted model, not a curated record